AUGAUUGGAAGGGCGUCUUACUUCGCGGUGUCGCGCUCACCCCUUGGACCGCUGAGAAGUUUGACGGCAGCAGCCAUACGAAGGGAUACUGCCAUCCGGCUGUCUCACGAUGCUCAAAAGGAGGAACAAACAAUCGAUUAUCAUCACCCAUUUGAUCCCAUAAAGUUGUCGUUGGAAUAUUUACCCCUCGAUCCCGGGAAGCGAGAAAUUCGCCUUGUCAAGAUACUGCCGUUUGAUCAAGGUCAGACAACCGAUGGCGUCAAUCCAGUCAAUUGCACGCUUCACCAUGUCUCUCUUGGCGAUGAGCCUGAGUACGUGGCCCUGUCAUACAGCUGGGGCGAUCCUCAUAAUAUUGUGCCCAUCCUGGUCGACGGAUGUUCUUUCCUGGCUACACAGAAUCUGGAGACUGCUCUCCGCCAGUUCCGAGAUGAUGGCCAGCAUACGAAUAGACCCCUUUGGAUCGACGCUAUCUGCAUCAAUCAAAAGGACGACGCAGAAAAGAGCGCUCAGGUCCAAUGCAUGCGGACUAUCUACCAUGACGCGGUCUAUGUGGUGUCAUGGUUGGGCAUGGCGGCAGCCGGCACCGGUGAGACGAUCAAGGAACUGAAAGAGCUUCGCGACGCAGGUUGUGAUAUCCAAGUGGCAACCCGUGCAGAUGUCCCAACUCUUGAACUCUAUCUCGAGAAGUUCCUAGGGUUGUUCAGACCUUUGUUUGACUUGUUUGAGAGAGGCUACUGGUCACGUGUGUGGAUUUUGCAAGAGGUAGCCGUUGCCAGGGACGUCCGGAUCCAGUGUGGCCCUUUCAUUACAACAUUAGAAGAGCUGGCUAUAGGCUUAUCUCUUCUCGUCUCAUACGAUCAACGGCGGACAAGUAUUCACAGUUCCAACAUCCAGAGGAACAUGACACGGUUUUUCACAGUGCAACACGGUAGGCGAAGAUUCCAGAGUAAAGACGUGAUCUCUCUACAAGGGCUACUCUACGACACGUCGUGUUUCGGUUUAUCGCUAGCCACCGAUCCCAGGGACAAGGUGUUUGCGCUCUUGGGGCUGGUCAAGAAUUCGGACGGAUUAGACAUCAAGGCGGAUUACUCGCUAUCCACUGAAGGACUCUACAUCAAGACUGGCAAAGCUAUGGUUGAAGAAGGUGAUCUUCAAACACUGCUAUGCACGAUGCGACGAGGGCGAUCCCAGCUCACGCUUCCAUCAUGGGUGCCAGACUGGUCGGUUGGGGUGCGGUUUCCAACGAUAACCAUUAGAGCCCGCAACUUCAAUGCCUCCGGGAACACUCGCAGUAGCUUUGAGCUUCGUGGCAUUGAGACGCAGCCAAUCCUUGCGCUCAGUGGAGUCCGAGUGGAUACAAUUCGCAGCACCAAGGCCGGCGAUCAUGGGGAGCUAGGGCACCCGGAACAUGGAGGCUGGUUGUCCGAACUAAAGGAUCGUUGCAGUCAUGAGGCGACUACGUACGAGACGGCCGAACAGCAGAGGGAUGCGAUAUGGAAGACCCUUGUUGUGGACCAUGUUUCGACGCGCAGAGGCGAAUCCAUUAGAACAUCAGAGGCAGGCAAGCGUGACCACGAGGCUUUGCUCCGCUUGUCGCAGCUGCUAUUGGAUGAGCAUUCUGACGAGGAGUAUUCAGGGAGUUACCGAUCGACCACCGAGCUGGCUGAGGAGCAACUGUUCAUCACGGACGAGGGCUAUCUUGGACGCGGUCCGAAAACUCUUCAGCCUGGUGAUGAGGUCUGCAUAAUACUUGGCUUGAAGAUACCAUGCGUGCUUCGGAAGGCCGGAGGGGAGCAGUACGAGCUCGUCGGCCCAGCAUAUGUGCAUGGAAUCAUGGAUGGUGAGUUUAUGGAGCGAGGCGUUGAGAGCGUGAUAUUCGAGUUGAUUUGA
This is a messenger RNA of Coniosporium apollinis CBS 100218, 1890 nucleotides long. RefSeq lists its product as uncharacterized. Lineage: Eukaryota; Fungi; Ascomycota; Dothideomycetes. The coding region runs from base 1 to 1890 and encodes 629 amino acids. The record is from RefSeq and is a predicted model, not a curated record. The transcript has a single exon.